GUAGAGCUGAGUGGCAGCGCCGUGUAAUACUUGUUCAAUGUCUGAGGCUCAGCUUCCUGAACCCAUGUAACAUUUAGCUUAGCUGCACGACAUCGUCACCACAGCAGCGGCAGAAAACACAGCUCGGAAACAUGCUUUGGUUCGAAGGCUCGAUUUCUGCUGCCAUUAACUCAGCUAAGCAGCGGGGCUUCGUUUUUGUCGUCGUCAUUACUGGCGAAGAUGAGCAGUCCGCACUGCUGAUGUCCAGCUGGGAGGACGACACAGUCUCAGAGGCAGCACUCAACUGCUGUGUGGCCAUUAAUGUCGAUGCCAAGAGUGAAGCAUGUAUGCAGUUCUCCCAGUUCUAUCCAGUGGUGUGCAUUCCCUCUUGCUUCUUUAUUGGGGAGAAUGGAAUUCCUCUGGAGGUCAUCGCUGGGAGUGUGUCCGCCGAAGAACUGAUGAAAAGACUCAACAGAGUUAAGCAGAUGCAUACUGAGCAGAUUGGAGGUGCCACAGUGUUUCCAGAGGCAAGUACUCCUUCGGAGACCAGCUCACAUAAAAGCACAGAAUCUGCUGUAGCCUCAGCUCCCGCAAAGCCUGUCAGGUCAGCAGCAGAAGCCACAGAUCUUGCAGCAGUAUCAGGAAGUGCAAAAGCACCUCUAUCGAGCUCAGAAGAUGCCCCAGUGACUCUUGCAGAGAGUGCUUCUUCAGAUGAUGCUACUCACUGUGCUCAGAGUGAGGAAAACCUGGACGCUAAAGUGCAAAGGUUAAACAAAAAACUGGAGGAGAGACAAGAGCAAAAGAAGAAAGGAGAAGAAGAGACCGAGAUCAGAAAGGAAAUGGAGCGGCGGAAGAUUGGGAAGGACAUGCAGGACUUAAAAAAGAAACAAGGAGACGACAAGACUAAGCGACUCCUGGACGAGAGGAAUCGGGAGAAGGCCGAGGAGAAGGCUGCCAGGGAGCGGGUCAAACUUCAAAUCGCCAUGGACCGAGCUGACAGAGCAGCCCGCUAUUCCAAAACCCAGGAAGAGGACAAAGCUGUUAAAGAUGCUCUGCUGCAGGCCCGACAGGCAGAACAGGAGGCCAGGAAGGAGACAUUGGUCAGGCAGAGGAGUACCAUAGCAAGGAUACAGUUCCGCCUCCCAGACGGGUCAUCUUUCACCAACCAGUUCCCCUCUCAGAGCACACUGCAGGAGGCUCGUCACUUUGCUGUUCAGGAAGUGGGAAACCGUUACGGCAACUUCUCCCUAGCAACCAUGUUCCCUCGACGGGAGUUCACAAGUGAAGACCUGAACAAAACUCUGCUAGAGCUGGAAUUGGCUCCAAGUGCUUCCAUUGUGCUUCUGCCGCAUUCAGGCAGGCCUGCUAACACUGUAGUCCAGUCCUCUGGGGGUGGCAUUUGGGCUGUUCUGGGAACACUCCUCUCUCCUCUACUGGCUGUAUGGAGAUUCCUCAGCACCUUUCUGUUUACAACUCCCCCCCCUCCUGGACCGGCAUCCCAAGGCCCCAGCCAGCAGUCCAGCUCGUAUACCAACUCAUCAUCGGCAUCCGACAAGGCAAAGAGAGAAACUCACACUCUGGAGAAGCGGCCCAAAGACUUCAAGAAAGAGGGUAAAAUCUGCAGUCUGAGGACUCAGGAGGACAGUGAGGAUGACAACAACACCUGGAACGGGAACUCUACCCAGCAGAUGUAAAAUGUGAAUUAAUUCAGUCUGACCAGUUUAGGGUUUCUGCUCCAGCUGAUGCUUUAGUUUUCUACCCCAUUCAGGCUUGGUAUAAACAUCCAUCCUGAGUGAUCCAGUCACAAGUGGUCAGCACCAACUUCAGGUCUGAACUUGCCCAAAUGCAUCCUGAAUUCAUCCUGAGAUCCGAUCACUCACACCACAUUUAGAGGUGGUCUGGGACGCAUUCCUCUCGCUCUGUGAACACAUGCCCUCUGGGCCACAUAUGAAGGACCACCUACUCAGCUGACAUCCUCUGACCUGCUCCAGUUUCACAAUGAAUCAAAUGUAUUUUGUUGUUUCUCAGUGCCGAUACGUCGAUUUGUUUGUGGCCACUACCACAAUAUCAACACAUAAUAAUUGAUGCAACUCUUUUGCCUCACUCUAUAGCUCCUCCCGACAGACAGACACACACAGUGACAUCAGACACAUAUUUAAACUCAGACUGGUUAAAAAAGACAUAAUUUGGCCUUUGAGAAUACAUGAUUAUUAGCAUAUAGAGUGGGGAAGUGAGAUCUGAUCACAAGUGUUCACUGGAGACACAUUCAGGAACCAUUUAAUUCCAGGUGUAAACACAGGUACUUAACGCUGUCCACUUGAGAUUUUCAGGACUGAUGUUGAUACCAGGUCUGAACAGGGCCUUUGUUUUACUGUGUUCCAAACCCACGCCCUCCUUUUUCUCCUAACUUUGGCUCAGAAUACAGCAGCUUCACAGAGUGCGUUAAGCUACACCAGUAUCCUCUUUGGGUUUUCGAUCUCAGUAGUUAAUUGUCAGAUACAUGAUAAUUAAGUUAAUUAUUAAUUACGAUUAUCAGGCACCAAAGUAAAUGAAUAACCAUCAGACCUGAAGAUGGUGUAAUCUGAUUAUGGAUUUGCAUUGUUAUGGAGUCGAUGCAAUUUAGAAAUGUCUAACUUUGAAAAGUAAUUGGCUGAUUGCCUGCGACUUAUUCCAUCAUGCAGCAAAAUGAAGACGUUUUUGUCUCGGUCUAGGAUGUAUAAAACAUUUCAUCAAACAGCUUGCAAACUGCUGGCAGAGGACUGUGCAUCUACAAAGGCGGCCCGUACACACAAACACACACAUGUUUGUACUUCUAUCUUGGUGAAGAAACUCAACUGCAUAAUGCAUUCCCUAGCUCCUUACCCUAACCAUCCAAACUAAAUGCUUAACCUAAUCUAAACCUAAUUCUA
Messenger RNA from Hippoglossus stenolepis (Pacific halibut), 2888 nucleotides. It is a transcript of the gene ubxn4, whose product is annotated as UBX domain protein 4. NCBI's taxonomy places the organism in Eukaryota, Metazoa, Chordata, Actinopteri, Pleuronectiformes, Pleuronectidae. The transcript has 13 exons. Gene Ontology annotation, molecular function: protein binding. The record is from RefSeq and is a predicted model, not a curated record. The coding region runs from base 132 to 1673 and encodes 513 amino acids.